This is a messenger RNA of Sardina pilchardus (European sardine), 1234 nucleotides long. RefSeq lists its product as uncharacterized. NCBI's taxonomy places the organism in Eukaryota, Metazoa, Chordata, Actinopteri, Clupeiformes, Clupeidae. The transcript is spliced from 6 exons. The record is from RefSeq and is a predicted model, not a curated record. The coding region runs from base 149 to 1015 and encodes 288 amino acids.
AGGCGGCAAUGUUUUGUAACACUGAAUGAAAUGCAUGUGCAUCUUCAGAGACAGAGUAGCACAUCUCUCUGUUAAUUAAAACAGGGUAUUCAUUCUUUGAACACGGAAAGGAAGCUACAAUUUAGACUAUAAGCAUACACAUGUAGAAAUGGAUACAACUCAGAAUAAGUCUAAGGUAAAGCGAAAAUCAUCAGGGAACGAGGAAGAAAUUGCCAGCAAGAAGAGUAGAAAAAGCCUUUCAAGUCGUGAGGUUACAAAGGGGAAGAGUUCAGAAACACACAGAAGUGCACCUUCGAAUGAGAAGAAAGCACACGUUGAAAAAGUGAAGAAAGAUGCAACUGAUACAAGUCAAAAGAAACCAAAAGCCUCUCAAGCCUCCACUUCUAAAUCUAAAGACUCGGCCAAGGAGAAGAUGAAGGAUGGCUCCACGAAGACAGCUGCAGUGAAGAAAAAUGAGAAAGGACAGUUGGUGUUCAAAGACUUCCCAGAGUUCAGGCCCAACAUGACUCCCAAGGAAGUUUUGCAAGCAGGCAGCUUUGGGGGUACCUAUUUCAGACCCAUCUACUCAAGCGUAACAAAACAAAACUACAAAGAUGUCUGGAAGGAGCUUCCCGAAGACUGGCUAGAGGGUUUAAACAUUUCUAAGCAGGUGUCUUCACCAACAUACAGGAACGCUGUGAACACAUAUGACGUGAAGUGUGGAGGGAGUUUAGAGAUGUGGGAGAGCAGUGGCUGGAUCGUGGCUCAGGACCCCUAUGGCUGGUUUCAGUGGUACUGCAGGUUUUAUCAGGGUCGCCGCACAAAAGACGACGAGCGCCAGAUCAGCCGAUGGGCAAAGUGCGCCGGGGUGAAAGGACGCUGGAGGAGCAACCUCGUCACUAAAGUCGUGCGGUCGGGCUGUGGUUACGACAACCGCACUGUUUCCCCCGUGGUGAGACAGACUCUGCAGCACUGGGGCUAUCGACUCAGUCAGGAAGACUAUAAGGAGGGCGCAAAGAGAGUCAAACCCAAGUGACCCAUCGCUGGGGCAUAGGUGGUGGAGGGCUGAACAUGUUAACGCUGGUGGGAGUUUUGUGUUUAUGUAUUGUAUCUUUUGUUACUUUUUUAAAAAGUCACCGCACAUGUAGGUAUAUUAUGCAGUUGCUGAUGAGUGAGGGUCAUUUUACCUUGAUUUUAUGGAUAUGCUCCAAUUUCUGUCUUUAUUCUAUUAAACAUUUGUGUUUUAUAAUAUUUA